UCAUCAUUAAUAUAAUAUAAUAAUUUAAAAAGUUAUAAAAUGUUACGUAAUAGUAUUAAACUUUCAAAACUUUUAGUGAGAUAUGUUUCUUCAUCAUAUCAAAAAAAUAAACAAUUUGAAAUAAAUAACAAUAGUGAAUUUGUUAGUAAAGUAAUGAAUAAUUCAGUACCUGUUAUUGUGAAUUUUCAUGCUGAAUGGUGUGAUCCUUGUAAAAUUCUCACACCUAAAUUAAUAGAAUUAAUAGGUCCAAUGGAUAAAUUAGAUCUUGCCAUUGUAAAUUUAGAAUCAAAUCCAGAAUUAGUACAUAUAUUUGAAGUGAAAGCUGUACCAGCUAUUAUAGCAAUUUCAAGUGGAUUGGUUGUGGAUAAGUUUAUAGGUUUAACUGAUUUAGAUAUUAUAGAAAAUUUAAUACAAAAACUUACUAAUACAUCUUUAAAUUCUGAAAAUAAUAAAAGAAAAGUUUAAUAUUCAUUAUAUGUAUUAUAUAAAAUCAUCAUAAUAAAUAAUUAAACAUAUUUUUAUAAUUUA
Apis florea (little honeybee) is the source of this 528-nucleotide messenger RNA. Its product is annotated as thioredoxin, mitochondrial. Gene Ontology annotation, cellular component: mitochondrion. Lineage: Eukaryota; Metazoa; Arthropoda; Insecta; Hymenoptera; Apidae. Gene Ontology annotation, biological process: cell redox homeostasis. The record is from RefSeq and is a predicted model, not a curated record.